Messenger RNA from Bactrocera tryoni, 1992 nucleotides. Its product is annotated as serine protease Hayan-like. Bases 528 to 1727 code for a protein of 399 amino acids. Gene Ontology annotation, molecular function: serine-type endopeptidase activity. The transcript has 5 exons. The record is from RefSeq and is a predicted model, not a curated record. Gene Ontology annotation, biological process: proteolysis. NCBI's taxonomy places the organism in Eukaryota, Metazoa, Arthropoda, Insecta, Diptera, Tephritidae.
UGCUACGAGAGAGUCGUUAAUUUCAACUAGAUCUCGUUUUCGCGAGUUUUCUCAAAUAAUUUGUGUCUUUGUUGCUUGCUGUUGUAUAUUAGUGCGAAAACGUGAAGAUAUAGUUUUGCAAAUGUUUGAAGACCUUGAAAACGCACAAACAAAAUAGUAAUCAAACUUAAAGAAGCACUCAUUCACGUCUAUAAGUCGAACACUGGCGAUCGAUAUAUAUAGUAUAUAUCGAUGUUCUCCCAGCUUCAAUUAAUUCAUAAAAUCUGAGUAGGCGAGCAGACAGAUCGCUGACAUUGCCGACAGCGUAUCUCGCCGCACGAUCGCCGCUGGUGUAUUGUAUUGAACUGAGCAUAAAUAGAGUAAAAAAUAAAAGUGAGCAAAAAAUUUGUCUGAAGAUCAGAUCAGAGCAGAUCAGAUUGUGUGCAGUCUGUUGUGACAACAAAACUGUCUUGACUCUUGACUUGUCUUUUUGGCUUACUCGCGUGCUUUGUACUUAAUUGCUUACUAUCAAUUAGUGCAUUUAAAAAAUGUUUACAACGCAUAAGCUUUGUUUGGUGUUGAGAUUGUGUUUUUGCGCGCAUAUUGCUCUAACAACAUUGUCGCCGACAACCGCUGCCGAAAUUGAGGGCAAUCCAUGUGAAAUCAAAGGAGGAGUGUUUGGCAGAUGCGCAUUACCACGGGAUUGUCCUGAUAUUGCAAAACAAAUGCAAAAUCUUGGACUUACGAAAGCCGAUGUGAAACGAUGUGGUUUUACGAUUUAUGAAGAGAUCAUCUGUUGUCCCCUGGCAAAUGAAAGAAAUUUGCUGGGAAUUUUCGACACCAAAGAAGAUUUCUUAGAAAGUGAAAAAAAUUCAAAUGAUGACAAACGGACACGUGGUGACUUCGACGGUGCGCAGGAACGAAAAGCGAAAAAAGCUUGCCGCUUACUAGAUGAAUACGCCGAGCCUUACACUGUGCCACAUAUAUUGGGCGGAUCGCCGGUGGCCCCGGGCGAAUAUCCACAUAUGGCGGCCAUCGGCUAUGCGUCGAUCAAUCCACAAAGCUCACCUUAUGAGUUUCGUUGUGGCGGCGCUCUGAUCGAUAAACGUUUUGUGCUCACAGCGGCGCAUUGUGUUAAUCGACCGGAUAGCAAACCGAUUAUUGUGCGCUUGGGUGUAACGGAUUUCAAUAAUCCCGAUCAAAUGAAAAACGCCGUGGAUGUGCCCAUCGAGGCUCUUUACCCACACAUGAACUAUCGGAAUUUGGAAAAGUAUGAUGAUAUUGCCAUAAUAGAGCUGAAAAAUGAUGUUGAAUACUCUUCUCUAGUAUUUCCAGUUUGCCUGCACACAGAACUGGCUGAUCCGCCACCCACAGCGACGCUCAACGUAACCGGUUGGGGCGUAACGGAGUUGAAAACACGUCGGCAAUCCAAUGUACUACUAAAGGCAAGCGUCAAGGCUAUUUCUGCAGAAAAUUGCAGAAAGGCUUAUGUGCGCGGCGGCGUCUUACCAAGUCGCGGUAUUUUACCCACACAAAUCUGCGCCAGCGAUCCGAAUUCCAUCAGCGACGCCUGUUGGGGUGACUCGGGUGGUCCGCUAAACCUCAUCAUUGACGAAGCGUAUCGAAAGAUGCAUGUGAUUGGAGUGGUGUCGGCCGGUGAUGGCUGCGCCAGCGUCACUCCCAGCCUGUAUACUAGGGUUGCGUCUUAUCUGGACUUUAUUGAGGAUAUCGUCUGGAAGAAUUUGUGACAUUCUCAAGGAACUUUUCUACAUAAAAUAUUUGUCGAAGCGCAUAUAAGUUGUAUAUAUUUUAUAUAUAAAUCAUACUUUAAUCCAGACUGGAAGAGGGUUGCCAACUAUCAAAAAAUUCUGGAAUUAUAAACUCAAAUCGUAAUUAACCCUUUAAAUGUAGGAGUAUAUCAACAUCAAAAAUCUUUUAUAUAAAACUUUUUUAUUUUAAAUUAUAUAAAUUAACAGUUUAGCGUCGCUGUUGUUACGAUAAAAAUUUUCAGAA